Babesia ovata is the source of this 444-nucleotide messenger RNA. Its product is annotated as splicing arginine serine-rich protein, putative. Gene Ontology annotation, molecular function: RNA binding. The transcript has 2 exons. Gene Ontology annotation, biological process: RNA processing. The coding region runs from base 1 to 444 and encodes 147 amino acids. NCBI's taxonomy places the organism in Eukaryota, Apicomplexa, Aconoidasida, Piroplasmida, Babesiidae. The record is from RefSeq and is a predicted model, not a curated record.
AUGGAGGACCGCGAUCCUGAGCUGCCUCCGCAGCUGCUGCGCGUGAUUCCAGCUGGACGUAUGCCGGAUCGCGCAGUCCUCCUAGACAUGGCCUAUACAGCUUGUAUGGUGAGGAAGGAGGGCGAAGCUUUCGAGUUCAGGCUCAAGAUCCAUGCAGCGAACGAGCAAGUUCCAUUCCUGGAUUCCAGCCACCCGCUGCACGAAUGUUACACGUGCCUAAAGCGCAACGAGGGCGGCGCUCUAUCCGAGUUUGUGAGCAGCAAUGUGCCGGACCAUGUGCGCAAACUUUUCGUUGAUGCGCCAAAGCCGUCACCACCCGAGGUGGCGGACCGUAACUCAGUGUCAUAUUCGGAACAGACAACUUCUCCUGGUACAGUGGGCGUGCCAAAGGACAAAUCUGCACCCGGAAAGUGCCUUAUUCACGGUUACUCAGACUCCGAGUGA